AUCGCGACUCAAUAUGUAGAACUCUGAAAUAUCGUCUAAUUUAAGUAGUGGUUCAACAUCGAGUGUCAGAGGCUGUAGAAAUACUUCAUUCCGAGUUUCGUCUCUUCCUGGACUACCUCUCAAGCCUACGCAUCGUAGUUGGGCUAUCAACAUCAUGACGUCUCAGUACACUUUAGUGGAGACAGCGUUCGAGAAGACUCCCAAGUCAACAGUGCACGAGCGUGCGACUAGCGAACCUUCCUGGCGACCCUAUCUAGAUCUUGUACGCCUGAGCAAGCCCGCCGGGCUCUUAGGCACUUACUUCCCCUACGUCAUUGGCCUCUUCUAUUCGAUCAACGUGACCGAUCCGAAAGCAUUUUCCGCAGCUAGCUGCAUCAAGCUCAUCUUCAUAUUCCUACUCGAUAGUUUGGUUCUGCGCAGCUUCGGCUGCGCAUGGAACGAUACUGUUGACCAAGACCUUGAUCGGCAGGUCGAGCGCUGCAAAAAGCGGCCUCUUGCCCGCGGUGCCAUCACAACGUCAAACGCUCUCGCUACGACUCUUACUCUCGCGAUUGCACGCCACAUCUUAAUUUACGCCACGUUACCAGCCCGCGCCAGUCAGCACGCCAUACUCACGACGGUACUUGCUCUCAUCUACCCCUUCAUGAAGCGUCUGUGCAACUUUCCGCAGCUCUGCCUCGCCACGGGUGUUGGAUGGGCCGUCUUUUUCGUUGACGCUGCCGUUGUCGACGGAGAUUAUGCAACCGAAACCGUCACCAACUAUCGAGUUCAGGAUCGCAGCAAGGCAAUGUUUGCUCUCUACGCCUGCCAAACCAUCUUCAACAUGACCUACGACACUAUCUAUGCCUUUCAGGAUAUCCAAGAUGAUCUGAAGGCGGGUGUCGGGUCCUUGGCCGUCGCUGUUCGUCGUACGCCUAAGCUUUUUCUGCUAUCAAUGGCAGGCGCCAUGGCCGUUUGUUUGUGGGCCGCUGUUUUCUGGGGCAGUUUGACUCGGGGUCCAUUCCUCGGUGGCGCCGCUGUCUCUUCUUUUGCCGCGUUGUCAAUGUUGGUUCGACUGGAUGUAGGUAACCCACGAGAGUGUAGGGACUUCUUCGUGAACAGUCAGUGGUGGGUGAGUGGCAUGCUGGCGACUGGUCUGGUUGGUGAGCUGAUGAUGGCCAACAUGUGAAUGCAGAGGCCCAGGACAUAACAGGUCACUGGUCGUAUUAGAGAGGACGUUAGGAAGUACCCUGUGACUAGGGGUGACACAUUUCAGGAAGACACGACAUGGCUAUAGCCUUACCUCCUAUAAGAGCAACAUGAAUAGGUCAUGGACCCAGUACAGCGAGUAGAGUUUUAUCUUUAUUACAUGCAUAUGUUAGAAUGCUUACACUAUCUGACUUCCCAUACUGUUGUGUAAUUUACAGUCAGGUCUUUGCAUAUAAAUGACAGAUAGAAGCUUGACUAAGCACAGAGUAAU
Boeremia exigua is the source of this 1459-nucleotide messenger RNA. Its product is annotated as UbiA prenyltransferase family. Gene Ontology annotation, molecular function: 4-hydroxybenzoate polyprenyltransferase activity. Gene Ontology annotation, biological process: ubiquinone biosynthetic process. The transcript has a single exon. The record is from RefSeq and is a predicted model, not a curated record. Lineage: Eukaryota; Fungi; Ascomycota; Dothideomycetes; Pleosporales; Didymellaceae. Gene Ontology annotation, cellular component: mitochondrial inner membrane. Bases 155 to 1168 code for a protein of 337 amino acids.